AGGAGAUGCUUUGUAGAAAACCAAAUCGGGAUUUAUCAAAACGAAGAGAUCUUCAAAACCGAAAGAGGAAUUCUUCCUGAAUGUUCUCAAGACUUUAGAAGCAGCAUUCCGAAGAAACAUAAUGGGAAGGAUACGCCUGGGAACGGUGCUAUACCAAGCGAACUCCGCGUUCCAUCGAAAAUUCCGUUCGUUUCGAUUCCCAGAGCGCACACAGGUAUUCACGCUUGUGCACGUGCGCGAGGGCACCCUUCAGGGGUGGGAGGUUAUCGACGGCGCCUCCAUCGAGAAGGAGAGUAAAAGAGAGACAAACGAAAGCGAUGGAAAGGAGAUAGUUCUCGCACACAGGAUCGCGGAGAUUUACCAGUGUCAGCGAGGGAUCUUGAUCGUGACCGACGAUGAGCGCGACAACCAGUGUCUCGAGAGCACGAGGAUGGCCGGCGACGACGGUGCACCACCGAACAAUGAAAUCCUCGCCGUGGAGGGGGAGGGGCAGGGUGCGUCAAUGCAGGGGGAACCACAUUCCAGAGUGGGCGGCAUCCUGGAAUGUGAUCCCCCCGGUAACAAGAAUUCACAGAGCGAGCGAGCCUGCGACGACGAUUGCGACGACGGAAGCGGUGAAACUGUGAUCGCAGACGAAUGUAACAACGGAGGUGGACCAGUGAUUGCCGGUGAUAACGGCGUUCUAUGUCGAUAUGCUAUCGGUACUGCCAACACCGCUAUGUCUUUCAUCGAGGUCUGUCAGAUACGAUUGCAACAUCUUUUCCCUCAAUUGGUCUCAUCUUCACGGCAUAACCUUUGUGAAGAGUCCAUAGAACUCACAGCAGAAUGUUUGGCCACUGAUGUGAUACGAUAUCUGCUGAAGGAAGAUAUUUAUCUUAUAUCCAGGGACCCAGUCUCUCGUAGUAUGAGACACAAUGUGUAUCAAAUGUUGAAUAAACACAGCAUAUUGUUUGCAAGUAUGGUAAAUCGUUUGAAUGUUGUGCCUGAUACUGCAUACGAAGCAUUUAUGGGAGUCGCAGACGAGCUUUUCUUGCAUGGUGGUGUUACAUGGGCAAGAAUCGUUUGUUUGUAUGCAUUCAUGGGAAGGCUUGCUCUCUGGGCUCGAGAUAGAAGAAUGCACGCCCUAAAGAAGAGAUUGCCACUGUAUGUUUCACGAUUUAUUGGAGAAAAAGUUGCACAUUUCAUCAAAGGAUACGGAGGAUGGGAACAGCUGUGUAUAGAAUAUCCGGUGGCAGAAGAAAUCAGCGGAGCAAUUUGGAGAAGUCUUUUAAUGACAGGUGCUACUCUUGGUUUGGUCGCAACAAUUUUAACGGUGACCUCCUGAUAUACUCUUAGAAAUUAAUUGAUGCAGGGUAUGUUUUACGUACAACCUUUCAGUGUACUUAUAUUCCACUGCGAUGUUCUUGAAAAAAAUUUCAAGAUUUCAUACCAUCCUCUUUUACAUUGGCACUAAAAGUGGAAUUGUGUGAUUUCAAAGUCAUCUUUAUAACAAGUGCAGGAAGUAAAUUCCAGUGCACACAAUUUUCAUAUCAAUGUCACUCAGUUUAGAUUUUAUAUAACUUCAACAAAUAUGUAAUACAAACAAAGGAUAAUGAUACAUGUUUCCUAUUAUAUCCAUAUUUUGUAAUAACUGCAGCUCUGAACCUAGUUAAAUUAGUGAGAACAAACUUUAUUUAAUGUUAAUCUAGAUAUUUUAUCAAAGUAAUUUCAUUUAAUACUCAAAAUUAAUGUUUUAGAUAUAUAUAUAUAUAUCAAACAAGAAUCUCAAAAUUGUAUUGAAUUUAGGUAGAAACAAUCUAAAUGUAUUUAUUUAUAAUUUAUUCUAGUUAGAAAAUAUAUUAAAUAAUAAAUUUCCUUGUCAAUCAAACACUGUCAUAAUAAAUAUUUAGGAUUUGUGAAAGGCAAUUGACACAACAGUGCUCAUACAGUAACAUUUUUAAACAGCAAUGAAUUAUUAUAUGUAGUAGUUUCUUAAAAUUUUUAUAUAAAUAUUUAAAGAUAAUAAAUAUUUCUGAAAAGCAUUAGUUUUCUUAGUUGCAUCUAUUAUUUUAUAGGCUUAUGGCAUAAUAUAAUUAUUAAAAAUUUUUUAAACAUAAAAUUUUAGCAAAUGCAGAGGCUAGAUGAUUAAAUCUGGAUAGUUAGUUUCCAAGAAAAAAUGUUUAGUCAAUUCUGAUACGAGAAUGUUUUAUUUUACGCUUAAUGAUUGCACU
Megachile rotundata (alfalfa leafcutting bee) is the source of this 2210-nucleotide messenger RNA. RefSeq lists its product as uncharacterized. Gene Ontology annotation, molecular function: BH domain binding. Gene Ontology annotation, cellular component: mitochondrial outer membrane. Gene Ontology annotation, biological process: intrinsic apoptotic signaling pathway in response to DNA damage; regulation of apoptotic process; release of cytochrome c from mitochondria. Lineage: Eukaryota; Metazoa; Arthropoda; Insecta; Hymenoptera; Megachilidae. The record is from RefSeq and is a predicted model, not a curated record.